GGUCAAUCUUUCCCCUUUCUUUCCAUCUUUUCCCUCUCUCCCCCAUUUCAAAACCUUCAAAUCCGGCAACCGCCGCCGCCGCCCCACCCACCUAGGGUUCCUCUCUUCCCACACAAGCCGCGGCGAGGAGGCGGACGACGACACCCGGGCCGCCGGAAUCGGGAUGGAGAAGUACGAGAAGCUGGAGAAGGUCGGGGAGGGCACCUACGGGAAGGUGUACAAGGCGCAGGACAAGGCGACGGGCCAGCUGGUGGCGCUCAAGAAGACCCGCCUGGAGAUGGACGAGGAAGGGAUCCCGCCCACCGCGCUCCGCGAGAUCUCCCUCCUCCGCCUCCUCUCCAGCUCCAUGUACGUCGUCCGCCUCCUCGCCGUCGAGCAGGCUACCAAGGGCGGCCAAGCCGGGGGCAAGGCCGUACUCUACCUCGUCUUCGAGUUCCUCGACACCGACCUCAAGAAGUUCGUCGACGCCUACCGCCGCGGGCCCGCCCCCAAGCCGCUCCCCACGGAGGUCGUCAAGAGUUUCCUGUACCAGUUAUGCAAAGGAAUUGCACACUGCCAUGGCCAUGGUGUCCUUCAUCGGGAUUUAAAGCCACAGAAUAUAUUGGUUGACAAGGAGAAGAUGAUUCUGAAAAUUGCAGAUCUUGGGUUAAGUAGAGCUUUUACUGUUCCUAUGAAAAGCUACACCCAUGAGAUUGUGACACUUUGGUAUAGAGCUCCCGAAGUAUUGCUUGGAGCUACACAUUACUCAACGGGUGUUGAUAUUUGGUCAAUUGGAUGCAUCUUUGCUGAGAUGGUCAGAAGACAGGCUCUUUUCCCUGGUGACUCUGAGUUACAACAGCUGCUUCACAUUUUCAGGCUGUUGGGAACUCCUACUGAGGAGAAUUGGCCUGGAGUGACUCAUCUGAGGGACUGGCAUGAGUAUCCAGGGUGGAAAUCACAGAAUUUGACUCGUGUAGUCCCGACACUGGAACCGGAAGGGGUCGACCUGCUAACGAAAAUGCUCCAGUUCGAUCCGGCAAGCAGGAUAUCAGCCAAAGCUGCGAUGGAGCAUCCCUACUUCGACAGCCUUGACAAGUCCCAGUUCUAGCUGUUCAAGCUACCAUGUGUUUUUCUUAGUUCCGCUCGUGUGCUCUGCUCCCCAACUUUCCUGCUCAUGAGAUCGACGCUGAAAGCGCAGUAGACAGUGUUUCUGCACCCAGCAAUGUCGUGUUGCUCGUCGUUGGCUUACCUGCCCCUCCCCGUGGUGUAAAUCUACAGCUGCUUUGCUGUUCAGAUGCGAUAUAAGUAUUUUCUGUUCUCUACCGAAUUGUUUGAUAAGGAAGAUUUGCCGACAAUAA
Lolium perenne is the source of this 1337-nucleotide messenger RNA. Its product is annotated as cyclin-dependent kinase B1-1. Gene Ontology annotation, biological process: regulation of G2/M transition of mitotic cell cycle; signal transduction; protein phosphorylation. Lineage: Eukaryota; Viridiplantae; Streptophyta; Magnoliopsida; Poales; Poaceae. Gene Ontology annotation, molecular function: ATP binding; cyclin binding; cyclin-dependent protein serine/threonine kinase activity. The record is from RefSeq and is a predicted model, not a curated record. Gene Ontology annotation, cellular component: nucleus; cytoplasm; cyclin-dependent protein kinase holoenzyme complex.